UGUAAAAUCAUGUUUAUACGCAAAAAUAAUAUUAUUAAAUUGUAUACUGGUUGAUUUGAUGAAAUGCACGUGACAUAACAGCGGACAGGUUAACGAAAAUAGUAGUGGACCUGUAAACAAGCCGAUUUCUGAAAAAUGGAUACGAAUUGCAAUUGCCAGUUCGUAUUGGAACGAAUUAAUAUUUCGACUAAGAUCGUGCUUGAUAAAUUGGAGCACACGUAUACUUGUGGCAGAGCAAAAGACAAUGAAAUAGUAUGCACUAGUCUGACAGUAUCUAGGCGUCAUUGUAUUUUUUUCCAUAGCAAAAAUGAAUUAUAUGUUACAGAUUUAAAGAGCUCCAAUGGUUUAUUUAUAAAUGGAAUUACACAAGAACCAUAUCAGACAACUAAAUUACAACCAAAUGAUAUCAUUGGCAUUGGUUGUCCAGAUACAGAUAUAACAGAUCAUAAUAUGUUUGUAUAUAAAUUACACAAAAUUACACAACCAGAAGUUGUGGAAAAUAAUCACAGUAUCGGUGCCCUUCCAGAAACUAUAUUAAGUAUUGACAGUGCAUGUAAUAAAUUUGAUGCCUCAGUUAAGCGUAAGAGAGUACUAAAAAGUCACGAUGCAAAACUUGUGCCUAAUAAGAUUCCAAAAUUGGAUGUUGAAAAUUGUACUAUGAAAGAAAGUUCUUUGGAAGAGAAAUGUAAUGUAACAGAUGAGAAUGAUAUUGAAAUAGUCCAUGUGUCACUAAAAACUAGCAUUACAAAUGAAGAUUUGGAUAAUAAUUUGCAUUUGAAUAAACGUGUAGAUACUAAUAUGUGUGAAACAAGUAAUACUAUAAAAAACAUAAAAUCAGAAUCAUGUAUAUCAUUUACAAAUUCGGAACAUGUGAAAUCACUUGUAUCGAAUAACAUGAAGAAAAUUAUCAAAGAAAAAGAGAACUCCAUUGUUUGUAGUAGCAAGAAAGAAUUAAAUACAAACAUUGAAAGUAAUUUAUUACAUAUGAAUGAUGCACAGAAUCCAAUAAUCAAUAAUAAAUCUUAUGAUCUUCAAUCUAAAAACACAGUGGAGAACAAUAAAGCGAAAUCUAAUCCAGAAAACAUAAAGUACAAUUCGAAUAAAAAUUGCAUUGCAUCACGUAAUAUUCUAAGUGAAAACGAAAAAUCAAAUGUAAUGAAGAGUAUAGAUCGAUUAAUUCCUAAAGAUGAUAACGCAAGGAAUUUAUUACCACUACCUCCGAAUUUUAUACGUAACCAAAAUGGUAUAAUAAAAUUAGAGGACGAGUUAAUAUUGACCGAUACCGACGAAGAAGUACCUUUGGAUUCAUCAACAUCUGUUCCGCCUGUGUCUCCUAUAAAACUAAAAAAGGUGCAACAAGAACCAAAAACGAAAUUUUCAGAGAUCGAUUUUGUGAAUAUGAGCGACAGCGAGGACGAUAUUUUUCCGUGUUCCCAAUUGUUCGAUAUUGGGUUCGGUAUGAACACAUCCGUGAAGGAUGAGAUCAAAGAGGAACCUACAGAGGCGGAAAACCAAAGAUUUAGCAUACUCGACGAUGCAGAUUUAGUUAUUUCACUAACCGAUAGUGAAGACGAGGACAAUAAUUGGUUACAUAGAUUAUCUAGAAGUCAAAUACUCAAUGAGAAUGACGAGAUUAACAUAAAAAGCGUGAAUGAUAAUAUAAAGAAGGAACCAAUAGACUCAGAAAUUGUGGAUAUUGGAGAGUCAAAUGUACAUAAAUCUGAGUUGCCUGUAAGCGUAGAAACUAAACUAGGCAAAGAGAAAGAAGCAGAAAAAUGUAUAAAUAUGGAAGAAGUUGCGUCGUUGCAAGAUAUGAAAAAUUUGUGUCAAGUGUCUUUGCCAUAUGUUUCUAUAGAGAGAAUGAAAGACGAUUUUGAAAACCACGUUGAAAAAUCUGUAGAAGCUCCUAGUUCCAGUAGUAGUAUCGGAAAACUUUCAGAAUCAUUGAUAAAUCAGAGUUUGCUUCUGAAGGAGAGAGAAACAGAAAAUGAUAUUAAUACCUCAGUUAGUAGUAAAGUAGGAAGUGCAAGACCUUCGAAAAAGAAGAAAUCGCUCGAAAAGAAAGUGCCUCAGAUCGAACCUCCACACUUACCCACUAGAAGACGAAGCAGCAGUUCGAAUAGAGUGCAUGAAGAUCGUGAAAAGUCUUUUGAAAGGUCUGUAAGACAAAGAUUAAGUACUAAAGAGAGAAAGGAGCAGCAAGAAAAGUUUAAGAUACAACAAUACUUACAUACAAAGGAACAAAAGAACCGUAAAAUAAUCCACAAGUGGGCUGAUUGUCUUCCUACCAGCAAGAAUAAUAUAAGUUUUCUUACCAAAGAAGAGAAGAAAAUAUUGGCGGAUAACAGAAAGAGGAAAUUACAGAAACUUGCAAUGGAGAAGCGAUUGUCCCUAGAAGAGAAUCAAGAAAAAAAACGUAUCGUUUCUAAGCCAAAGGCGAAGAUAACGACGAAAACUCGAAAUGAUUUUCUCAUGGAGGAAACAAUGUCUGUAUCGAAAUCAGGCAAUGCGCCACAGAAGACUAAAGUUUCAUCUAAUCGUUCUACAUUGCCAAACAGUUCCUCACCAAGUAAAAAAACAACUAAACCUGUAAAAAGUAAGGAUGCAUCUAAGGAGAUAGCAACGCAUUUACAACAUAUAUUAACACUCAGUAAUAUUUCCAAUGUAGGCAGAAUACAAAAAAAAUCUACUGUAAAUAAGAUAAAAGCAAAUAUCGCAGUAACGGAAGAAGCAUUAAGGGAUCUUUCAUUGGAGAAGCAGACGGAGAAAAAAAUAGAACCGAAAGACGUUGAGUCAAAGAAUAAACCAAGUACAGAAGCAUUCAAGUCUGUUGAAAAAGAAUCUCCUGCGCCUCUAAAGUCAAAUAUGAAGUCUGUGGUUGAGAAGCAGAAGAAACGCGUGUCUUUCUCUACAGUGAUUCAUACUAUACGCGAAUACGAAAUUGAAGAGUCAAAUGUUCUGAAAAAAAUCAAAGGAAAAGAUGCACCUAUACCUCCAGAAAAAGUUGCGAUAGCCAAACCUAAAAAUAUCACGGAAUCUAAUGCGAAAUAUAACGAAUUUUUACUGCGUAUCUUUUUAUGGAAUCCAGUAUGGUUGGAAGAACAGCAGUAUUUGAAUACAACUGCACCUGUUGUACAGCAGGAUGAACUUAAUGUGAUGUUAACACACUAUAAUUCGUACGAUGAGUACUAUCGUAUCACCGCUCCGUUAUUGUUGUUGGAAACUUGGUGUAACAUAACUAAAGAAGUUCAGCGCAACGAUCAAGUCUUCAGACGACCUACGUUUAUGUGUUCCAUAGUUGAAAAUUCUAUUCAGACGGACAAACAACCUGGGAAUGUAUCUUUUACAACUUUGAUGCUUGAGGUAUUGGCCUCGAGGGAAGAAGUAUAUAAACAGAUACAUCCUGUAUACGGAGAUUUAGUAUUUUUCGAAUUCGUUAAAAAUCACGAAAAGGGGCAGACCUUUCAUCAAAUAUUUGCUUAUGUUGUAAAUGUAUAUUCAACGGUGUUAACUCCUCUGACACGGUACAAUAAAGAGUUACAACAUUACGUAAAAAGUCCUCAUAUGUUACUGACGUACACUAUGAGAACAAGACUCCUCGACAAUCAUAAUAUUCAAGUGAAUCGUGUUCAACGAUUAAGAGCCGUGACUUAUUUGCGUCCUAAUUUAAGAAUGGUGCGAGCACUACAGUAUCUUCCCAAUUCACCACUGAUGAACUUAAUUUUAUAUCCUAAAAUUGAAAUGUACAAAUUGCCUACUGUGUCAGAACCAGAAACACUUGUCACUCAAGAUAAAUUGAAUCAGAAACAGAUGGAGGCUGUGUGCAAAGUGACCAAAGCUGUAGUUCAGAAGGAUGCAAAGCUGUGCUUUAUUCAAGGGCCACCAGGUACAGGGAAAUCGAAAGUAAUUGUAAAUAUUGUUACUCAAAUAUUGUAUGGCAACAACAGAUAUACUAGCAAUGCAAGUCCUACCAAAAUUUUAGUAUGUGCUCCAUCAAACGCUGCCAUAGAUGAAAUCGUUCUGAGAUUGUUGGACAUCAGGUCCACUAUAAAGAACCAGGCGAAGGUAAAACCGUUUAGAAUGGUUCGCAUUGGACAAGCAGAAAUGAUGCAUCCUACAGUGAAAAAUAUUUCUGUCACUGAAUUGGCGAAACGAGACAUAAAGAAGACAGCAGCUAAUUCGAACAGUAUUCCGCCUGAUAGCGUGGAAAAUGAGAAACAGUUUUUAGAUUCUAAAAUGAACGCGCUGAAAUGCGAAUUGGCCAAUUCUCGCAACGUGGAUGAAACUUACAAGCAACAUAUUUUAAUGAAAUUGGCGGAAAUAGCUGCGAAACACGAGUUACUGAGGAAUCGUACGCCAUUUUAUGAGAUAAACGACAGAGAACGUAUGAAAUUGCAACGUGGUGCGGAAAACAGGAUUCUUGAACACGCGGACAUAAUAACCUGUACCCUUUCAUCGUGCUAUACUAAUCAAAUGGAAUCCAUUUUUGGCACUAAUAAAAAAAGAAUAUCCGUGUGUAUUGUGGAUGAAGCUACUCAGAGUAGCGAGGCAGAAACUUUAAUACCAUUAAUGUUAGGAAUUAAUAUAUUGGUUUUAGUCGGUGAUCCUAAUCAAUUGCCCGCCACUAUACUGAGUCCAGAGGCUAAGAAAUUAGGAUUAGAUCAAUCGAUUUUCUCUCGAGUUCAAAAUGCUUUCGAUAUGCAAUUAGAUAAUCCGAUAAUCAUGUUGGACACUCAAUAUAGAAUGCAGCACGAUAUUUCUUAUUGGCCGAACAAAUUUUUUUAUGGCGGAAAAUUAAAAACUGCUGCGGAACGCAACAAUAAAUUUCCUUUUCAUUCGUAUAGGGUUCUAAAUCUUAAUGCAAAUCAAAAUAACGAUAAUUUUUCGAACAAUGAUGAAGCAGAACUUGUAGCUAAUAUUAUUCAUUGCAUGUUAAUGUUCUCCAAUUUGGAUAAUUGGGAAUCGUGUAUUUCGUGUGGCAUUCUCACGCCGUACAAUAAUCAAAAAUCUGUCAUAUUAACAAAAAUUAACGAAAAAACAUCUUCAUUACCGGAGAAUGUAAAAAAAAAAAUGAAAAUUGAGGUGAAUACAGUGGAUGGUUUUCAAGGACAGGAACGCGAUGUGGUAAUUAUGUCGUGUGUACGAAGUCAAAAGAUUGGCUUUUUAUCUGAUAAACAAAGACUUUGUGUUGCUCUUACAAGAGCAAAACGCAGUUUGAUAAUAUGUGGUAACUUCAACGUUUUUAUGAGAGAUCCAAUGUGGAAUUCAUUGUUACAAGAUGCAAAAUCGCGCAAGGUAUUCUUUCAUGUUAGUACGAAUGCAGAUCCUCAGACAGUAAAAUCGUAUGUUAUUAAGUGUUAA
Molecule: messenger RNA, 5361 nt
Organism: Habropoda laboriosa
Lineage: Eukaryota; Metazoa; Arthropoda; Insecta; Hymenoptera; Apidae
Gene: Setx
Product: probable helicase senataxin
Exons: 7
Coding region: 136-5361 (1741 amino acids)
Biological process (GO): termination of RNA polymerase II transcription
Cellular component (GO): nuclear body
Molecular function (GO): transcription termination site sequence-specific DNA binding; protein binding; helicase activity
Source: RefSeq, a predicted model, not a curated record